Molecule: messenger RNA, 2656 nt
Organism: Limulus polyphemus (Atlantic horseshoe crab)
Lineage: Eukaryota; Metazoa; Arthropoda; Merostomata; Xiphosura; Limulidae
Product: kinesin-like protein KIF23
Exons: 20
Coding region: 284-2656 (790 amino acids)
Biological process (GO): microtubule-based movement
Cellular component (GO): nucleus; kinesin complex; microtubule
Molecular function (GO): microtubule motor activity; ATP binding; ATP hydrolysis activity
Source: RefSeq, a predicted model, not a curated record
CAGCCCCGCAGUUAGUACAACCUCUCUCAGACUUGCAUUCACACUUGAUAAGCUCACUGCAGGCCCUUACAGUUUCAAGAAGAGUCUCCCAGACAGGUUUUCUGGUAGAGUUUUCCUUGAUCUAGCCCCAGUCUUCUGAUGUGGAUAGCAUUUGGAUGGCUUGUUGGCUUGUAGUUCAGAUGCUGCUGUGAUAUACAAUUCACUUUACAGGUUUUAGCAGGUCAUCAAAGACCGAAAUAACAGACGUCCUAAGACUCCAGCCAGGAAGCCCCCAUCAAAGGGUAUGGUGAAAGAUCCAGUGGAAGUAUACUGUCGUCUACGGCCACUUGAAAAUCGGAAUGACCUGGUAUGUGUGGAAUCUUUAAGCAACACUAUGGUGCAGCUGGUCCCACCAGGUGGAUCCUUGGCACAUAAAUACAACUCAAAGGAGAUUCAAUAUACCUUUAGGUUUGUGUUUGAUGAAAACACUUCACAGAAGUCUUUAUUUGAAACUGUUGCUUUGCCUUUGGUAGCUGACCUUCUUGGUGGUAAAAAUGGUUUACUCUUUACUUAUGGAAUUACAUCAUCUGGUAAGACGUACACAAUGACAGGUACACCACAGGAUGGAGGGAUUCUUCCACGAUCCUUGGAUGUUAUUUUUAAUAGUAUCAGAGUCCUUCAAGCUCAUAGAUAUGUCUUUAAAUCGGACAAAAUGAAUGGUUUUGAUGUGCAGACAAUAGCUGAAGCAAUGGUAGAGCAAAGUGCAGAGGUGCCUGUGACUCCUAAGACCCCAAGAGCUAAAAGGCGAGAUUUUGAGCUGGAGUGGGCAGAACGAAUUCAAGAAGAAACAGUGAUCAGUAAUAUAGACCAAGACAGUGUUUACUCUGUGUUUGUAUCAUAUGUGGAGAUUUAUAAUAACUACAUCUAUGAUCUGCUAGAGGAUGCACCUAUAGAUCCUAUAAAACCAAAACCCCCACAAUCAAAGAUUCUACGAGAAGAUUCUAACCGUGAUAUGUAUGUAUUUGGAGUUACUGAACUUGAAGUUAAGUCAUCAGAUGAAGCCUUUGAGGCCUUCUAUAAAGGUCAGCAGCGAAGGAGAGUAGCACAUACUGCUUUGAAUACAGAAUCAAGUCGAAGUCACAGUGUGUUUACUAUCCGAUUAGUCCAGGGUCCCCUAGAUCCACAAGGUGCUGAGGUCCUUCAGGAUAAAAGCCAAAUUAGGGUCAGUCAGCUGUCUUUAGUGGACUUAGCAGGAAGUGAAAGAACUGGUCGGACAAGAAACACAGGAGACAGAUUGAGAGAAGCAGGCAACAUCAAUGCAUCACUUAUGGCUCUGAGAACAUGUAUAGAAAUAUUACGUGAGAAUCAAACACAAGGAACAAACAAGAUGGUGCCAUAUAGAGAAACAAAGUUAACCAAUUUAUUUAAAAGGUUUUUUGAAGGAGAAGGCAAGGUGCGAAUGAUAGUUUGUGUCAAUCCUUGUGCUGGUGACUAUGAUGAAACACUUCAUGUGAUGAGGUUUGCAGAAAUGACCCAGGAGGUAAUGAUAAGUCGAGCCACACCUAUUCCCAGUACUCCUGUGUCUCUUGGUCUUCGAGUAGGUAGAGGAAACUUGUAUCGUGAAGCUGUUCGUAAAGCAAAGGAAGAGGGUGGAAAUCUACAAGAACUUCUGGCUCCAGGUGUAUAUAGUCUUGGUGCACCUUUUCCAGAUCUAAUGAUGUUUGAUGACGAAGCCUCCUUUGAGUGCCUUAUCCAGUUUUUGAUUGCUAGAAAAUCUCGUCGUGAAGUCUUGCUGAAUGACCUAGCUAGUAAACAAAAUACUUUCAGAAAUCAAAUCAUUGAGGUUGAGAAGGAAAGUCUUAGUAUGAAACAGGAAAUACAUAUAUUAAAGAUGGAGCUGGAAACCCGACGGCAGCAGGUUCGGAGUCUAGAAAACAAGUUGUCAAGUACUGAACACACCACUGAGAUUCUACGUCAGAAAGUUGGCCAAUAUGAACGAAGCAAGCAAACGUUAGAAUAUGAGUUGGGUGAAAAAGAGAUGUUACUUAAUCAAGGAGAGCAAGAGAAACAGAAAAUAUGUGUACAGAUGGAAGACCGACUGAUUUCAGAACGAGAACGGAUGAGGAAAAUCAUGGAAAGAAGACUUGCAGAAAAGCAAGCAGAACUUGAAGCUAAGAUGUGUCUCACAGGUGAAAAAAUCCAGCAGUUACGGGAAAUUUUGAAUUCUCAAGAAGACUGGGAGUUUUUGGUAGGAGAAGGUCUAGGUCCUCGACAGUUGUCAUCCAAAUCUGAGCCUAGAUUGUCUUGUGGGCCAAAAGCAACUCCUGUUGGGUCUAGAAGUCGGAAUACACCUGCAAUGACGUCUUCUCAUUCAGACACCAAACUGAAUGUAGAGCAAACUUCAACACCUUCAAGGAGCAUGGCAGUGGCCAAUCCCAGACACAAACGGUCACAGUCAUCUGGAGGAGAAAAGUGGAUUGACCACCGUCCACCUGGGAGUCUUGAAUAUGGUACUGUUUUGCAACCAGUUAUGAAAAAAAAGAAAUCAGUUAGUAAAUUGAAAGCUAAAGAUGUCACUGGAAAAGAUGCUGCUCGAUAUGUUCUGACACAUCAAGAACAAGAUAUGGAUGGAGAAGUUGAAACAAAGUUGUAUAAGGUUUUUAAGAAGCUUUUUUAA